AGCAGAGUGGCUGGGAAAAGAAAGAUGGAGGACACGUAGAACGUCCUGGGCGAAACCACGUGACUGCGCUGUAGAACCCAAGAUCAACUGACUGAACCCAUUUUUCUUGGAGAGGAUGCUGCAACUAUGUCAGGUGACCAGCACACUCUUCAUCAGCAACGCUCGCUCAGCCUGUAGCGCUGAGCUCAUCCAACGGGAGGCGGUGACACUCUGCAUCAACGUCACCAGGCAGCAGCCAUUUCCCAAAUGCAGCGUCGCCACCAUGCGCAUUCCGAUCUUGGACGAGCCCAGCGAAGACCUCUAUGUUCACUUUGACAUGUGCGCCAACGCCAUCCAGAGGGAGGCCCAACAUGGUGGACGCAGCGUGGUCUACUGCAAGAACGGACGCAGCCGCUCAGCCGCCAUCUGCAUUGCAUACCUGAUGAAGCACCAGCGAGCGGCGCUGACCGACGCCCUGCAGGAAGUGAAGGCGGCCCGUCAUGUUAUCGAUCCUAAUCCCGGCUUUAUGGCUCAGCUGCGGCGAUACGAAGAUGAACUGAAGAGACGAGAGUCCCAAUGAUUCCAAUGGAAGCUUCCCUCCGAGCGCAUCGACAAAGAACUCGAAGAAAACGUCCUUCUGUUGGUGUGAUAAAAAAAUAAAGCAAGC
This is a messenger RNA of Dunckerocampus dactyliophorus (ringed pipefish), 646 nucleotides long. It is a transcript of the gene dusp28, whose product is annotated as dual specificity phosphatase 28. The record is from RefSeq and is a predicted model, not a curated record. Gene Ontology annotation, cellular component: cytoplasm. Gene Ontology annotation, molecular function: MAP kinase tyrosine/serine/threonine phosphatase activity. The transcript has 3 exons. Lineage: Eukaryota; Metazoa; Chordata; Actinopteri; Syngnathiformes; Syngnathidae. Gene Ontology annotation, biological process: protein dephosphorylation. Bases 116 to 559 code for a protein of 147 amino acids.